Molecule: messenger RNA, 1954 nt
Organism: Selaginella moellendorffii
Lineage: Eukaryota; Viridiplantae; Streptophyta; Lycopodiopsida; Selaginellales; Selaginellaceae
Product: threonine synthase, chloroplastic
Exons: 2
Coding region: 180-1847 (555 amino acids)
Biological process (GO): L-cysteine biosynthetic process
Cellular component (GO): cytoplasm
Molecular function (GO): pyridoxal phosphate binding; threonine synthase activity
Source: RefSeq, a predicted model, not a curated record
AGUUACUAAUGUCUCUUCGGAGACACCAGAUAAAAUUGGAACGAUACAGAGAAGAUUAGCAUGGCCCCUGCGCAAGGAUGACACGCACAAAUCGAGAAAUGGUCCAAAUUUUUUUUCGCACCCUAGCCCAAAAAUUAGGGCUCUUGGGUUAGGAUGUGACACUCGAUCGAUCGAUCACAAUGGCGGCCACUUGCCAGACGGGGAUGAUGAUCGGAGCUGCUGGCCACGCCGCCGCCUCACCACCGCCGUCGCAGCGCCGCGGCGCUGGAGGUAUGUUUAAAUUGCCGGGAGGACGAGGUAGAAUGGGGAGGAGAAUCAGCGUGAGAGCAGCCAGUGGAUCGGCGAGUUCUGGUGAGAAUGGGGUUUCCCAGGUGACCCUGGAGUCCAUCUCCGCCGAGGCACCGCCCGGGGCGCGCAAGGAGGCCGUGAAGAAGCGAUCGGCGGAGAACAUCAGGGACGAGGCGAGGAGGCACGGCAUUGGCGCUCCUCCAAACACUUUCUCGGCCAAGUACGUCCCCUUCUCCUCUCGAUCCAGCUCGAGCGAGGAGUACUACUCCCUGGACGAGGUGAUCUACCGAAGCAAGACCGGGGAUCUCCUCGACGUCCAGCACGACAUGGAAGCUCUUGCCAAGCACGACGCGAAGUACUGGAAGAAUCUCUUCGACUCCCGCGUGGGGAAGACUUCCUGGCCGUAUGGUUCCGGUGUGUGGAGCAAGAAGGAAUGGGUUCUUCCGGAGAUCGACAAUGACGAUAUAGUGAGCUUGUUCGAAGGGAACUCGAAUCUCUUCUGGGCGGAGAGGCUGGGAAAAGAGAUGCUGGACAUGAACGAUCUCUGGGUGAAGCACUGUGGGAUCAGCCACACUGGAUCGUUCAAGGACUUGGGAAUGACGGUGCUGGUGAGCCAAGUUAACAGGCUGAGAAAGAUGAAGAAGCCAGUCGUGGGUGUCGGCUGUGCUUCUACCGGUGAUACGUCCGCGGCUCUCUCGGCCUACUGCGCUGCCGCGGGGAUUCCAGCCAUUGUUUUCCUCCCUGCCAACCGGAUCUCCAUCGCGCAGCUCGUCCAGCCGAUCGCAAACGGAGCUCUGGUGCUCAGCCUGGACACGGACUUCGACGGCUGCAUGAGGCUGAUACGCGAGGUGACGGCCGAGCUCCCGAUCUAUCUUGCAAACUCUCUCAACAGCUUGCGGCUCGAGGGGCAGAAGACUGCCGCGAUCGAGAUACUCCAGCAGUUCGACUGGGAAGUUCCCGACUGGGUGAUAGUUCCCGGAGGGAACUUGGGCAACAUCUACGCGUUUUUCAAAGGCUUCCAGAUGUGCAAGGAGCUCGGGCUCGUCGACAGGAUCCCACGCCUCGUGUGCGCACAGGCGGCCAACGCAAACCCGCUCUACCGCUUCUACAAGUCGGGCUGGGAGGACUACAAGGCGAUCAAGGCAAACCCGACGUUUGCCUCGGCCAUCCAGAUUGGCGACCCGGUGUCGAUCGACAGGGCCGUGUACGCGAUGCAGCAGUCCAAUGGUAUCGUGGAGGAGGCCUCGGAGGAGGAGCUCAUGGACGCUGCUGCUCAGGCGGAUCUCACAGGGAUGUUUACGUGCCCCCACACUGGAGUAGCGCUCUCGGCACUGACAAAGCUCCGUCGCAGCGGCGUGAUUGGAGCCACGGACAGGACGGUGGUGGUGAGCACGGCUCACGGUCUCAAGUUCACGCAGUCCAAGAUCGCGUACCACUCGAAAGAGAUUCCGGACUUGGCGUGCCAGUUUGCGAAUCCGCCGCUGCAAGUUCCCAAUGACUUUGGUGCGGUGAUGGAUGUUCUUCGCAAAGAGUUGUCACUAAGUGGUGCACCGGGUUAAGAUGAUCGAAGAAGACGAUCAGAGUGUAUAUUGGUAUGUAUAUACUGGGCGAUAAUCAUCGCCUAGAGGUAGAGAAAAAUAAAAAAUAGAAAUGGCCUUCUCUUGUA